CACGUCGCAAGGUUUACGGAUUGUUCUUGUGUGUCAAACACAUGUGUAAGAGUGUAACACGUCAGCAAAUUGUUGCUAUAGUGUCAAAUUAUUAACAUAACAAAAAAUAAUUUAAAAUUAUUUAAUUUAUAAAAUAUUUAAAGUUUUUUUAUUGAAAAACGUAAAAUUUGUGUUUUUAUUUAAACCGGAAGUGCAACCGGAAGUGAAAUGUUGGUUUCCCGAGACAAAAGUGUUUGCGUUGUGGAUUUUUAUAGAAAAAUGUUUAAUGCAAGUGCACGAAGCGUGUUUAAAUAAAGAUCAAUAGGACUGCGUUGUAAAAAGGAUAUUAAGUGACUCAAACCGCUGAAAAAAUGCAAGAAAAUUGUGAAUUCCGACUAAAAACUUAUUUAGUGAUGAGGGAAAAUUAAAUGAUCAAGAUGUUAGAGAUGAGUAUGAUAAAAAUAUGCGCCGGAUGCGGUCGGAUGGCGUUGUUGUUUUGCUUCCUGUCGUCUUUCGUCCUUGCAGCGCUUGCCUUCCAAGGUGAGCAGAAGGACGGAUUCGGACGCAGCAUGGAGUUUUAUGAUCGAUCACAAGUGAUUGAAGACUCUGCCACCACCAAGUACGCGUGGGAUGAGCCCGACUUUCUCGCGCCAAUGCAUAAUUUAACCAUGCCGGUGGGUCGCGAAGCCAUCCUGACCUGUUCGGUCAGUAAUCUAGGAAAAUACAAGGUGGCGUGGGUGAGGGCUGAGGAUCAGACUAUUCUCAGUCUGCAUACGAAAGUGGUGACGCACAAUUCGCGCAUCACCGUCACGCACGACAACCUGCAGACGUGGCAUUUGCGUAUCCGACAGCUGAAAGAGUCCGACCGCGGCUGCUACAUGUGUCAAGUUAACACGAACAUCAUGAAAAUGCAGCAGGGGUGUCUCGACGUGCAUGUACCGCCGGAUAUUAUCUACGACGAUACAAGUGGUGAUCUUUCAGUCUCAGAGGGUGAAAAUGCCACCCUAUGGUGUCGGGCAACUGGUCAUCCAACCCCUAGAAUCACUUGGAGGCGUGAAGAUGGCCAUCCGAUUAUUCUACGUCGUGGAAAUCGCGAUGCUGUUAAAGUUGAUACGUACAACGGCAGCAAUUUGUACUUUUGGAGAUUGGAUCGCAAGCAGAUGGGCGCGUACUUGUGCAUCGCCAGCAACGACGUGCCGCCCGCCGUCAGCAAGCGCAUCUUAUUGAACGUGAAUUUUGCUCCUGUAAUUAAAGUGCCCAAUCAGUUACUGGGCGCUCCUUUGAACACGGAUGUCAUGCUGGAGUGUUACGUGGAAGCCUUCCCGAACACUAUCAACUACUGGGUGAAGAACCGUGGCGAGAUGUUGCUCAACGGAAGUAAAUAUACUAUUAGAGAGGAGCGAAGUGGAUAUAAAGUGCUGAUGUGGCUCAUUAUUCGAUCAUUUGCUACGCAGGACAUCGGAACGUACAAUUGUGUCUCUACUAAUUCUCUGGGGAAAGCAGAAGGCACAUUAAGACUAUAUGAAAUCAAAGUUGGACCCGGUGGACCACAGGAUAAUCAUAUCAGUAUAGUUGGAGGCUUGGCAGAACCCGCACGAGGUCACCGCUCAAGAGAAAGCGAAGUAUUCUCAUCGUCGCCAUCUUUAUCCAGCUCAAAUCUCCUGCAGCUGUUUCUGGCCGCCUGCCUCGUCCUCACGCAUCGGUGACGCAUUGCAUAAACGCGCGACAAGAUUGAUUACGACCCACGAAAAAAACAUAAAAACAAGUCGCACCGAAAUAUCGAUCGCAAAUAUAAGAACUCAUCCAUCCAUCACAAACAGCAACAAGAAAACAAAAAAUCACUAUCAGAUUCACAUUCACAUUCACAUUCCCAUUCGUAUUCAGUAAACUCUCUAACAUAAAUAAAAUAUUAAAAAAUAUGUGUAAAUACUAAUGAUUUGUGCGACUGAUACAAGCUCAACCCAAAAGGAAAACCACGCGAAAAAUAAUUCUAGUUUUAGCGGUAAAUUCAUGGUGAAGGCGCCGGGCGCACAUUUGUAUGUAGCUCUCUUAGUUUGGAGAGCAUAGCGCGCAUAGUUCUAAUAAAAUGCUAAUUCUUAUAUCCACGUCCCAGCAGCAGUGUACACGACGUGCUUCUGAGGAAAGCUCCGUGCCGCCACCGCCGCCGCCGCCGCCGUCUCCGACAAUAUUGCCGGCGCGUUAUUAUUGUUAUUAUUGCGCGAGAAUAACGCGAGAUUUCUCCUAUAUUACGAGCACGUCCGCGUAAAAUUUCGCGUCCGGAAUUCUCUUUAAUAAACGCUGCUCAUGACGACGCGCACGAAAUUCCGUGACAAGACAACGAGUUUUAAUAAAAGUGUUGAUUUGGUUGGUAAAACUCUAAAAUAACUAAAUGCAUAGUUUAUUAUUAUUAAAUUACCAAAACUAUCAAUGUAAUUGACCUAUAAUUAACCGAGUAAUGAAAUUGAACAUUUGCACGUGUACAUUUCCACGAAAUUGAACGUUUUGUACGCCAUUUUUGUACAUAAUCAUUGAACAAAUCAAUUAAAUGUCGAUUUGUCGAUUUCAACACUACACUUGUACAUAGAACUUACUAAAACGCUGAUUAGAGGUUAAAAUUUAGCGAAAGGAAAAACAUGUAACUAUGUAAAAUUUACAAUAAUUAAUUAAUCUAUGAGAUAAUUAAAUUAUUGUGUGGAUUGAGAGCGAUGAAUGAGCGAUGACCUAGUUGAAAGUAAAAGAUAUCAAAAACUGUCAUAUCUUUAUUCUCAAAAUCUCAAUUGGUGCCAAAGAUUAAGCAUUAACUAAUCACAUAGCAGAGUAAAAUAACAACAAAUAUUACAAUUGUAAACGAAAUAAUCUACAAUUAUAACGAUACUGAUUAAUGGGUAUGUUAUUAUUUCAAUGUAUGCAAUAUAAGAUAAUAUUAAAGUGUAA
Molecule: messenger RNA, 2913 nt
Organism: Dalotia coriaria
Lineage: Eukaryota; Metazoa; Arthropoda; Insecta; Coleoptera; Staphylinidae
Product: lachesin-like
Exons: 10
Coding region: 408-1685 (425 amino acids)
Cellular component (GO): neuron projection
Source: RefSeq, a predicted model, not a curated record